CCUUUCUCUAUCCCUCUCUUCUCGCGUUCUCCCAGUUUCAGUUUCAGCCGAAGAAGCAGCAGCCAUGGGUGGAGUAGGAAGAGGUGGCGGACAAAAGAGAGGAAGAACACAGAGGAAACACUUUAAACAGACCAGAGAAAACGUUUGGAAGAAAACUAGAUCUGAUUCUACUAACAACAAUGAUAAUAACAAUGGUGAAAAUCACCAACCAGGGUGGGAACCUUUUGCUAAUCAGAACUUAGCUUUUGAAGCUUAUUAUAAAGAACAAGGUAUAGUGAAGGAGGAGGAAUGGAAGGUUUUUAUGGAUGUUCUUCAUAAACCAUUACCAGCUGCUUUUAGAAUCAAUUCUAGUGGACAAUUUUAUGAAGAUAUUCGUUCGCAGUUAGAGAAUGACUUUAUGAAAACUCUUGAAUUCGAGGUGGCUGAUGGUGAUGAAGGGAUACCUGUCAGACCAUUACCUUGGUAUCCUAAUAAUAUGGCCUGGCAUUCAAAUUUUUCAAGAAUGCAGCUACGCAAGAAUCAAUCUCUCGAGAGGUUCCAUCAUUUCUUGAAGCAAGCAAAUGAUAUUGGAAACAUAACACGACAAGAAGCUGUUAGCAUGGUACCCCCACUAUUCCUGGAUGUAUGCCCUGAACAUUUCGUACUUGAUAUGUGUGCAGCUCCUGGCUCCAAAACGUUCCAAUUACUUGAGAUAAUACAUCAAUCAUCCGACUCAGCACUGCCUACUGGACUGGUUAUUGCUAAUGAUGUGGACGCCCAAAGGUGUAACCUUCUUAUCCACCAGACCAAAAGAAUGUGUUGUGCCAACUUGAUAGUUACCAACCAUGAGGCUCAGCACUUUCCAAGCUGCAAUUUGAGCAAAAAUGGCUUAGACACAUCUGAAUUUGGAAAUCCAGAUAUUAGUCAACUCCUGUUUGAUCGAGUCUUAUGUGAUGUUCCAUGCAGUGGAGAUGGAACUCUUCGCAAGGCUCCUGACAUUUGGAGGAAGUGGAGUGGAGGUAUGGGCAACGGAGUGCAUCGCCUUCAAGUGCAGAUCGCAAUGCGUGGUAUUGCUUUGCUUAAAGUGGGUGGAAGAAUGGUAUACUCAACCUGUUCGAUGAAUCCCGUUGAGAAUGAAGCUGUGGUUGCUGAGAUUCUGAGGAGAUGUUGGGGAUCUGUUGAACUUCUUGACGUUUCUACCGAGCUCCCUCAAUUGGUCCGUCGCCCGGGAAUUAAGAGUUGGAAGGUCCGUGAUAAGGGUGUAUGGUUAGCUUCUUACAAAGACGUGUCGAAGUACCGUAGAACUGCCAUUGUGCCUAGCAUGUUUCCUUCUGGUCAAAGCUUUGAUGCUGAAACAGUGGUUCCUUCAGGGUUAGAUGAAAGCGUGGGUCCUCCUGGCAAUGACGAUGAGAUGGAGAAUGUGACCAAUGUGGCGGAGAAACGUGAAAGUGGCUGUAAUGUAGAUUCUGAUCAUGUCAAUGGGAAGUCUGAGAACCUUGUGAGUCCAACUGAUGCUUUGGAGAUGGAGGUUUCAGAUCUCCCUCUAGAACGUUGCAUGAGGAUAGUGCCCCAUGAUCAGAACACUGGAGCUUUUUUCAUUGCCAUUCUUCAGAAAGUAUCCCCUCUUCCUGCGGUUUCAAGUUCCACCAAGCCGAAGGAAAGUUCAACUAACGGGAAUCACAAGUUACCCAUGAAGCUAUCAGAUGAGAUACUUGGAGAAACUAAUAGCUCAGAGGUACCAUUAGACGAAGCAAAUCAACUGCCACCCAUUUUAUCUAAUGUGGCUUCUGGUGCUGAAUCAUCAGACCAAAAAACAGAGCUUGGUGCUUCAGGACUUGAUUCUCACGAGGUAGUCGAAGAAGAAAAUGAGAAAGAAUACACAGAGAAUGUGAAUGGAGAGAUUGACACUAAGAAAGCUGGAGGUAACCGGAGGUUGCAAAAUCAAGGCAAGUGGAGAGGCGUUGAUCCAGUUGUUUUCUUCCGGGAGGACACAGUUCUUAGUAGUAUUAAGGAUUUUUAUGGAAUCAGUGAUUCCUUCCCAUUGAAUGAUCAUCUUGUGACACGAAAUACUGAUUUCGAGAGUUGUAAGAGAAUUUACUACAUCUCAAAGUCAGUUCAGGAUGUUAUGAAGCUGAAUUGUCAAGUCGGGCAACAACUGAAGAUAAUAUCUAUUGGUCUAAAGGCCUUUGAGCGACAAACAGUAAAAGAAGAUAGUGCUUCGGAAUGCAUGUACCGUAUAUCAUCUGAAGGAUUGCCAUUACUUCUUCCUUACAUUAGCAAGCAAAUCCUAUGUGCAUCCUUGGCGGACUUCAAGCACCUCUUGCAGUAUAGGUCUAUCAAAUUUCAAGAUUUUGUCAAUCCUCAAUUUGGUGAGAAGGCAUCAUCAGAGAUCAAGUUAGGGUGUUGUAUUGUUGUACUGCAAACAGAAGAUCAACCUACUUUAAAACCUAUGGAUGCCUCGACAAUAGCUAUUGGAUGUUGGAGAGGGAAGUCCAGUGUAAGUGUAAUGGUUCCAGAAACAGACUGCCAAGAACUUCUUGAGAGGCUUUCUGCACGUUUGGGGUUCGAGAUGGUUCCGGUGAAGGAAAAACCAACAGUUAGAAGAGGCAAGAAAGAUGACGCUGAAGAGAAGCUUGAGAAAGAACCAGUAGAAGAAGAAGCUUUAGUUGGUUGAGUUAUUGAACGUUUUUCAUGUUUUCUAUUUACUCACCGGUUCGAUUCAGCUGUAUUUGCAAUUUUAUGAUUCAGGGUUCAUAUGGUUCAUCAAAUAACUUGCUUCAUCUUGUUUUCAAGAAUAGAAAGUUAGAAACUAGUCUUGAUUUUCGUCAGGAUCUAGACCAAGAUUACUACUGCUAUCUAUGAAACUUAUAGCACCAAGAUUUCUUGCAUUUCAUUCAA
Molecule: messenger RNA, 2877 nt
Organism: Papaver somniferum (opium poppy)
Lineage: Eukaryota; Viridiplantae; Streptophyta; Magnoliopsida; Ranunculales; Papaveraceae
Product: tRNA (cytosine(34)-C(5))-methyltransferase-like
Exons: 15
Coding region: 65-2653 (862 amino acids)
Biological process (GO): RNA methylation
Molecular function (GO): RNA binding; tRNA (cytidine-N5)-methyltransferase activity
Source: RefSeq, a predicted model, not a curated record